Molecule: messenger RNA, 639 nt
Organism: Brassica napus (rape)
Lineage: Eukaryota; Viridiplantae; Streptophyta; Magnoliopsida; Brassicales; Brassicaceae
Product: aluminum-activated malate transporter 6-like
Exons: 1
Coding region: 1-639 (212 amino acids)
Biological process (GO): malate transport
Cellular component (GO): plant-type vacuole membrane
Source: RefSeq, a predicted model, not a curated record
AUGAGCUAUGUAAUUUGGCAGGCAGCUCCAGAGAAACGACUGGCUUUCCGUCACGAGCUUCAAAGUGUUGGCAACGAAGGAGCAAAAGUUCUGCGUUUGAUUGGAGAAAAAGUGGAGAAAAUGGAAAAGUUAAGCCCCCGAGAGAUUCUUAAGGACGUUCAAGGUGCAGCAGAGGAACUUCAGAUGAAAAUAGACAGUAAAUCUUACCUUCUUGUCAACUCAGAAAGCUGGGCGGCUACUAAAGAGCAAGCUGAAACAGAAGAGGCUCGAGGAAACAAUCACAACGAAACCAAGGUGAUCAAAUCACUCAGUCAGAGUUGGGAUACCAACAGUAGCAACAGUCAUAAUCAAGCCAGGGCUAGUGAAUCUCAAAUAUGGGUGUCAACAGAGAGUAUGAUGCUAAGGAAUCGCGAGAUGUGGCCAAGUGUGUCUUUCAUUGGCGGUUCUGUGGUAAAUGAGAUGGAAGGCAAAAUAUACGAAAGCGCGAUUUCUUUGUCUUUGGCUACGUUUGCUUCCCUUCUGAUCGAGUUUGUUGCAAGGCUGCAGAAUAUUGUCAAUGCCUUUGAGGAGCUUAGCACAAAAGCAGACUUCAAAGAUCAGGUUAAUCAGACUCCUCCUAACGUAGUAGAUCAAUUGUAA